GCAAUAGGCUAGUUUAGCUGCUAUUUCCGGGUCGGUGUCAGAUCGGUGGUGUCGGAUCCGAAGACGCUUUUCUACGGUGAUCGCUCCCUCCGCAUAGUCGUCGCACAAAAUGAACAGGAUUUUUGGACGGUCCAAGCCAAAAGCCCCUCCGCCGAAUCUGACGGACUGCAUUGGAAGUGUUGACAACAGAGCGGAGUCAAUUGACAAGAAGAUUGCCCGACUCGAUGCUGAACUUGUUAAAUAUAAAGACCAGAUGAAAAAAAUGAGGGAAGGACCCUCCAAGAAUAUGGUCAAGCAAAAAGCCAUCCGAGUUCUGAAGCAGAAAAGAAUGUAUGAACAGCAAAGAGAUAAUCUAAAUCAGCAGUCCUUCAACAUGGAGCAAGCCAAUUACACCAUCCAAACACUAAAAGACACAAAAACAACGGUGGAAGCAAUGAAAAUCGGCGCAAAGGAAAUGAAAAAAGCAUACAAGGAAGUCAAAAUCGAUCAGAUUGAGGAUAUACAAGACCAGUUAGAAGAUAUGAUGGAGAAUGCAAGUGAAAUCCAAGAAGCACUGUGCCGUAGUUAUGGGACACCUGAAAUUGAUGAUGAUGAUCUUGAAGCAGAGCUGGAUGCAUUGGGAGAUGAACUUUUGGCAGAUGAUGACAGCUCCUACUUGGAUGAAGCAGCCUCGGCUCCUGCAAUCCCUGAAGGCGUUCCAAGUGACUCGAAAAAUAAGGAUGGCGUUUUGGUAGAUGAAUUUGGACUGCCCCAGAUUCCUGCUACAUAACCGUACACAAUGUUACAAACUACUGGAGUAAAGCUUCUGCCUCUUUUCAGUGGGAUUUCUUUUUUGCUUUGAAUUUCUUUAAAACAGUUCCUUUUCUUUUGAUAUAACAAAUUGUGAGAACUGUUUUCAUAUUUUAAAGUCACUACAUGAAAUAUUCCUUCUCUUGAAUCGGGAUAUUUUUUUUUUUUACUUGUUGGAAGCAAGUCUCCACAGCCCAAUGAAGACCUAGGUCCUUUGCUUCAUUUGUGCAUGGAACAGUAAUAAUUUUCAAACAUCUAAAAUCUUUUUGUAUAAAAACAUCUCGGACUGGGAUACCUUCAAAAUGCAGCUUUAUUGCUAACAACCAACAAUUUCCUAUAAACCCAUUUUAAUAAAGUCCAGGUCACAUAGGUGGAAGGUUAAGUGUUAACAGAAAAGAAGUCCUAGUCUCUGAAACUUCAAUCCUUGUUUCAUCCAGAAGUGUCAUACUUACUUUACUGAGUCAUAUUCAUAAUUUAACUGUUGUGUGUAUGUAUAUAUUUUUCAUAUCAUGUUUCCCUUUUUUUGUCUAAAGAAGUUGUCAUGGUUAUAAGAAUUCAAAUCCAAAUAUUACUUGUGUCUUAAGUAACUUUAAUAAACGAGUAUGAUUGAUUGCUGUA
Bufo gargarizans (Asiatic toad) is the source of this 1407-nucleotide messenger RNA. RefSeq names its product charged multivesicular body protein 5 (gene CHMP5). The record is from RefSeq and is a predicted model, not a curated record. Lineage: Eukaryota; Metazoa; Chordata; Amphibia; Anura; Bufonidae. Gene Ontology annotation, cellular component: multivesicular body. The transcript has 8 exons. The coding region runs from base 110 to 769 and encodes 219 amino acids. Gene Ontology annotation, biological process: late endosome to vacuole transport via multivesicular body sorting pathway; vesicle budding from membrane.